AUGGUGGUCUGUUUUACAGAGUCAACGCUUCAUCUUGUGUUGAGGCUUAGGGGAGGUAUCAUUGAGCCUUCUUUGAUGGCUUUGGCUCGUAAGUACAACCAAGACAAGAUGAUUUGCCGCAAGUGCUAUGCUCGUCUUCACCCAAGGGCUGUGAACUGCAGGAAGAAGAAGUGUGGCCACAGCAACCAGUUGAGGCCUAAGAAGAAGAUCAAGUAG
Molecule: messenger RNA, 216 nt
Organism: Eruca vesicaria subsp. sativa (arugula)
Lineage: Eukaryota; Viridiplantae; Streptophyta; Magnoliopsida; Brassicales; Brassicaceae
Source: the annotation of a GenBank genome assembly